Messenger RNA from Musa acuminata subsp. malaccensis (wild Malaysian banana), 1281 nucleotides. RefSeq names its product transcription factor RSL2. Gene Ontology annotation, molecular function: protein dimerization activity; DNA-binding transcription factor activity. Gene Ontology annotation, biological process: regulation of DNA-templated transcription. The record is from RefSeq and is a predicted model, not a curated record. NCBI's taxonomy places the organism in Eukaryota, Viridiplantae, Streptophyta, Magnoliopsida, Zingiberales, Musaceae.
CCCUCCCAAUCAUCCACGGUGGUCAUUUUAAUUGGUGACUGCUUGUUGGAGGAUCGAAGUCAACCCCUUCUCUGGCCACAGGUUUUUGUAGCUCUCCUCUGCCUGUAUAAAUGUAGCUUCUCGGCUGCUGUUCCACCCUGAGCAACAGUACUCCUCCUCCUCCUCCUCCUCCUCCAUACCUCCGCCGCACGAAAUGGAGCCUUCGAUGGUGCUUCAGGAGGCGGGAUGGAGCUCAUCGGAUGCCACCGUGCCAUACGAUGAUGAUGGUUCUGAAAUGGUGGCACAUUUGCUUGGCAUCUACAGCUCAUCCAGUGAGCAAGACUGCCACGAUCAGCUCUUCUGUUCAUGGGAUAAUGUUGAUGCCAGCUUCGACGUUCACCAGUACGGUGGCUUCUUCUUUGGAUCCCACUGUGGGUACGAUAGCUAUGACGCGAGUGAUGUGAUCAACGUCGGCUCCACCUCCAUGAACAACAACGGCGACUCCAUCUCUCCGCUCGGCGGUCCGACUCGCCUCGACGACGGCGAAACGAGCAGCGAUGAGAUUGCGGAGCUCGGGGGCGCUCAGGAUCAGGUGCUGCAGCCUGAAAGAAAGAGUGGAUCACGUUCCAAGGAUGAUGGCUCCUCCCAAAGCUCAAAGAAGGCUCGAGCUUCCACCACUGUGGUGAAGACACCGAAGAGAGGCAAGAAGAGAAGGAACAGGAGCUGCGACGGGGAGGAAGAGAGCAACACCACCACCAUGAAUUGUCGUCUGAACUCCUGCAGCUACAGCUGGGAAGAUGACUCGAGAGCCUUGCAACAUCUUAGCACAGGAAAGGGAGCAGAUCAAGAGCCAUCGACCAAUCCACAAAGUCAAUAUGCAAGGAAAAGGAGGGAGAGGAUCAACGAGAGACUGAGGAUUUUACAGAACCUCGUUCCCAAUGGAACAAAGGUUGACAUUAGCACGAUGCUGGAGGAAGCUGUCCAUUAUGUGAAGUUCUUGCAGCUCCAAAUUAAGCUGUUGAGCUCGGACCAACUGUGGAUGUAUGCUCCCAUUGCUUACAACGGAAUCAACAUCGGACUUGAGAUAGACAUUUCUCCACAGCAACCACAGUAGAGUGAUUGAUUUCUUGAGAAUGCUACAAGACUGUGUACUAACGCUUUGAAAGAGACUUGACAAUGUAUUGGUAUCAUGUGAUUGGGUUUGAUAUGCUAAUCAUAACCUUUUCACAUCACAAGUAAUUUUUUUGUGUUUUUGAUCUUUUUCAGCAUGCAAACAAACACAUAAAGGAAUCGGUUCACAAA